AUGGCUCAUCAACAGCAAUACUUGGGUGACGGGCUCACCGCAGAAAUUGCCGAUUUGUAUGAGGAAGCAAUCCAAGCUACAAUAUCUCAAUGCCAAUUACUGCAAAAUAAUAAAGUACUCGCAGCCAUAGAAAAGGAUCCCCCGUCAGCAGCAGCAGCAGCAGCACAGACUGCAGCAGCAGCAACAGCAGCAGCAGCAGCAGCUGCGUCAGCAGCAACAACAGCAACAUCAACAGCAGCAGAUUCAUCUAAUUCUGUUGCGUCCGAUGCUCAGCAAAGUACAUCUUCUCUACAAGACAAUGAUGACUUUGAGGAUGCUGAGGUAGAUGAGGCAGAUGCAGCAGGUCCUCCGUUUAAUCCAAUUCCUGCUGCUGCUGCUGCUGCUGCUGCUGCUGCUCCUGGUCAAAGUACUCAGCAGCAGCAGCAGCAACAGCAACAGCAGCAACAGCAACAGCAGCAGCAACAGCAGCAGCAGCAGCAGCAGGGUACACGCAGUCGUCGCAAGAGUACAGAGGAAGAUGAUGACAGCGAAGAAGAUAGAGAAGAAGGUAAUGAAUUAACAACAGAAGAUGUAUCUGAUUUAGAUGACGAAGAACCAAUCACUAAUGAUGGUAUCUUUGCUUUCUUUGAUAAGGUAGAGAGGGCAGGUGCAGGUUCUGCUCGUCGUUGUAGUAAAUGGAAAGUCUCCCUAAGGCAUGGCAUAAUUAGG
Messenger RNA from Eimeria maxima, 708 nucleotides. RefSeq lists its product as hypothetical. Gene Ontology annotation, cellular component: transcription factor TFIIA complex. The annotation marks the transcript as partial. The record is from RefSeq and is a predicted model, not a curated record. Gene Ontology annotation, biological process: transcription initiation at RNA polymerase II promoter. Lineage: Eukaryota; Apicomplexa; Conoidasida; Eucoccidiorida; Eimeriidae. The transcript has 6 exons.